AUGUCAAAAUUAAGUUCGAAAUUUGCUAUGAAGGACUUGGGUCCUCUCAGUUACUUCUUAGGAAUUGUUGGUUCCCGUACUCCUGCAGGUCUAUUUCUCUCUCAAAACAAAUAUGCUGCGGAAAUUCUGGAUAAAGCUGACAUGUCUCAAUGCAAACCUGCUCCUACUCCUGUUACUACAUCCAACAAACUUUGUGCUGAUGUUGGGUAUCCAUAUGAUAAUUCUACCUUGUAUCGUAGCUUAGCUAGGGCCUUACAAUAUCUUACUUUCACCCGUCUGGAUAUUUCUUAUGCCGUUCAACAAGUGUGUUUAUUUAUGCAUGAUCCUCGAGUUGAACAUAUGGCUGCUCUUCAUAGAAUUCUUCGUUGUCCUGACACCCGUCGCAUCACUUCCGGUUACUUUGUUUUUCUCGGUGACAAUUUGAUCUCUUGGUUUGCUAAGCGCCAACCUACGCUCUCUAAGUCUAGUGCCGAAGCUGAGUAUCGUGGUGUUGCUAAUAUUGUUUCUGAAACUUGUUGGAUUCGUAACUUGCUUCUUGAGCUUCAUUGUCCUAAUCCCAUGGCCACUCUUGUUUAUUGUGACAAUGUUAGUACUGUUUAUAUGUCGGGCAAUCCCGUUCAUCAUCAACGCACUAAGCAUAUUGAAAUGGACAUUCAUUUUCUUCGUAAAAAGGUUCAGCGUGGUUAUGUUCGGCUAGUUUCCUUACUCUCCAAGAUUACUCUUGUAGCUAGUUUUCUUAUUCUCCAAGAUUACUCUUGUAUUUAUUCUCUCAUUUUGAAUGAAAUGACAACAAAUCAUUUUACCAAUUCUAUCAAUAUUAUAUGA
This is a messenger RNA of Amaranthus tricolor (Joseph's coat), 825 nucleotides long. RefSeq lists its product as uncharacterized. The coding region runs from base 1 to 825 and encodes 274 amino acids. Lineage: Eukaryota; Viridiplantae; Streptophyta; Magnoliopsida; Caryophyllales; Amaranthaceae. The record is from RefSeq and is a predicted model, not a curated record. The transcript is spliced from 3 exons.